This is a messenger RNA of Lytechinus variegatus (green sea urchin), 1971 nucleotides long. Its product is annotated as guanidinobutyrase-like. Bases 96 to 1178 code for a protein of 360 amino acids. The record is from RefSeq and is a predicted model, not a curated record. The transcript has 7 exons. Gene Ontology annotation, molecular function: metal ion binding; agmatinase activity. Lineage: Eukaryota; Metazoa; Echinodermata; Echinoidea; Temnopleuroida; Toxopneustidae.
UACAAAGCUGUCUACUGUCUGUGGCUUUAAUUACUGAUUUUACACAUAGUGUUAUCUUUUUCAUUCUUAAAACAAUACAAGAUUGCGUCUCGACAAUGCUUUCAAGGCAUAUCAGAAAACUAGGGGCGCAAAUGAUCCCAUCUGCCUCGAAAACGGUUGUAUUUCAACAACAGUUGACCCAGUCCCUGUCCACGCACCAUCCUGCGUGUAUGCGGACAUCUACCGGCAUGGGAAAUUUCAACGAACCGCUGUCUGGAAAUGUGAUGCCGCGGCCUGGUGGAAUAGCCACAAUGAUGAGACUCCCAUAUCAAAAUAAUUCUGAAGGACUAGAUGCUUGUUUUGUUGGGAUUCCACUGGAUAUUGGAACAUCAAAUAAAUCAGGAACCAGGUUCGGACCAAGACAGAUCCGCACAGAGUCGGCUCUUUUGAGAAACAACAGCAGUAUUGGUGCUGCCCCGUUUGAGUCACUUCAGGUCGCCGACAUCGGGGACGUCACUCUUAACCUGUAUGACCUUAAGAAAUCUUGUGAGAUGAUACGAGAGCAGUAUGCCACCAUCAUUGCCAACGGAUGCAUUCCGUUGACUCUUGGAGGGGACCACACCCUGACAUAUCCCAUCCUUCAAGCAAUUAAGGAUAAAUACGGUCCCGUAGGUCUGGUUCACGUCGACGCCCAUGCUGAUGUGAACGACACAAUGCUCGGUGAGAAGAUAGCCCAUGGUACCCCUUUCCGCCGGGCUGUAGAGGAUGGUUGUUUGGAUUGCAAGAGAGUUGUUCAGAUUGGCCUCAGGGGAACACAGUAUAGCGUAGAACCUGGACAAAAAACAUUCAAUGAAGAAGUGGGUUUCCGGAUCGUGCCUGUUGAAGAGUGCUGGCACAAGUCGAUGUCUCCACUGAUGGAGGAAGUCAGAGGCAUGAUGGGAGAUGGACCGGUCUAUCUUUCAUUUGAUAUAGAUGGUAUCGACCCGGGACUUUGUCCAGGAACAGGUACACCUGAGAUCGGUGGUCUGACGUCCGUCCAAGCUUUAGAGAUCAUCAGAGGAUGUAGAGGGCUCAAUCUUGUAGGUGGUGACCUUGUUGAGGUUUCCCCUCCAUAUGACGACACUGGUAUAACAGCUUAUACAGGAGCUCAUCUGUUGUUUGAGAUGCUAUGUGUUCUGCCUGGAGUUCGAUAUCUUUAGUGCGAAGUCAUCUGCGAGGUGGGUUCAAGUUCACUGAAGGAAGAUGACUUAGAUACUUCUUGCUCGUAAUCAUAGUCUUCUGAAUAAAACUUUGCAAUGACACGCAACUAAAAAACUCAGUCAAAAAUGUACCUUGUAUACUUGAAAAGCAAAAUUUAGAUUUCAAGUUGAAAUUCUAUCUCAAAUUCCAUAAUUAUGGAAUUAUAUUUUUUUUAUAAAGAGGAAAGGUAAAUAUUUUUAUAUUAGAAAAGCUUAUUUCAUUAUAUUCUGAUUUAAUCAGAUAUGUUUAUGGAAUAAAUUGUAUAUACAAAAAAUGAUUUUUUUUUCUUUGCAUCAGAAAAAAGCUUAUUUCAUUGCUAUAUUUCACUGUGAAAAAUCUUAUCGAGCAUACAGCCUAGACGUUCCCUAAUUAUAGGUUACAUGAAAGUUAAGGGGAUGCAUCACAUUUUCUUUUUUCUCAUUUCACCAUUUGCUUUCAUGGCCAUAUACACUAGAGGGGGUGUAUGGCCAUGAUGCCUUUAUGAUGCCUUUAUGUGUUAGUUUAUUGGAAUGUAGUUUUAGUAGAACUUUCCUGUAUAAUCCUGACAAAAAAAACUCAUUACUUAUUUUGGGUAUGUGUAUUAAAAAAAAAUCAGAGAGCUUACCAGGGAUAAUUUUUAGCACACUUGCCAAAAUAUACUACACUGUAUUAUAUUUACAUUGGACCAUUAUGGGAAUUUCCGGGACUUUUAUUUUGUUAUGUGUUCCAGCCAGUUCUCUUGUACCCUUUUUACACACGCUAUAAUUUCCUUAA